AUGACUGACAGAAUUAAAUUUCUUCUGCAAAAGCGGACAUCGUUGAAAUCUCAAACAACGAAUCUCACGAAUGCCCUCGAGAAACGUAGUUUAGACAAUGUCACGAUAAAAUUACGAAUCGCGCGUCUUACCAAACUCUAUCACACGUUCGAGGAGCAUCACGAUGAGCUCGUAAUAUUAGAUCCGAACGAUGCACACGAAGAAGAAUUUACAAGCAUACAAGAGCGCUUCUAUGCUCUAGCGGGUAAAAUCGAGAACAUGUUGAAUCCAGUAAAUACAUCGAGUAUUAGUGCGUCGAGCAGCGAAGCUCAGAGUAUCGUUGACGAGCCUACUGUAUCCACAAAGAGGCGACGAAUCAAACUACCCGAGGCUCCUCUGCCUACUUUCGACGGAACGUUCGAAAAGUGGCUAUCAUUUAAGAACACGUUUAGUAGUAUGAUCGGUUCCCAAACAGAUCUUUCCGAUAUAGACAAACUUCAUUACUUAAAGGCUGCAUUAAUCGGAGAAGCCGCGAAUAAAAUAAAAAUUUUCGAAGUUGACGGCAUAAAUUAUUUAAAGGCAUGGGAGAUUCUGGAACGGUCGUAUGAAGUAAAACGGGUUUUGAUUUCGCGGCAUCUUUCCUUGAUCUUAAAUUUACCUCCGCUGGACAAGGAGACAACUAGUGGUUUGUCAAAACUCGCGGAUGACACUCAGCAACAUCUAGCAUCAUUAACUACGUUAAGCGUUUCCGUCGGACCUGAAAUAGUUCUUCAUAUUCUCGAGACCAAGCUGCCGAGGAGUGCAUUAGAUAAGUGGGAGGCGACUCUUGAGAGAGACGAGUUUCUGAAACUAGAACAAAUGUAUGAAUUCCUGUACAAGUCGGCGGUCUGUGCCUCGAGACGCGAAAAAUCAAAAAUAUUAGAUUCCGAGAAAGGUAAAGGGGAGCCCUCACAAAAGAAGAAGCGAAUGCUUUCAUCUAACCAGGCAUUCGUUUCGGUCGCGUCUCGCAAUUGUGUCGCUUGCAAGGUCAAACGGCAUUCUCUUUACCAAUGUAAUAAAUUUAGACAAUUACCCAUACCCAAGUGUAUCGAAGUAGUAAGAAGCGCAAGAGUUUGCUACAACUGUUUACGAUCCCAUCGGGACACACCUUGUAAAUUCUCAAAUUGUACCAUCCGUCAGAAGCGGCACAAUACGCUAUUACAUUUCGACAAGCCUAUGAACGCGAAUUCGUCUCAAACACCGAACGCAGAAGCGACAAGCAGUAAAUCUGCAUGA
Trachymyrmex cornetzi is the source of this 1254-nucleotide messenger RNA. RefSeq lists its product as uncharacterized. The transcript has a single exon. The coding region runs from base 1 to 1254 and encodes 417 amino acids. The record is from RefSeq and is a predicted model, not a curated record. NCBI's taxonomy places the organism in Eukaryota, Metazoa, Arthropoda, Insecta, Hymenoptera, Formicidae.